AUGGUGGAGUUUUCCAACAUUCGUCUUAUACAUCUUCAUGAGAGUGAUGAAGCUCUCACUUUGAACGCUCAAAAGGAUUCUUUUCAGCGGUGGUAUCCACACUUUACAAUUAGAGGCAUGAGGGGAAAUAUUCUUAUCAGGUUAAAGUCGGCCUGCCGUGAAGAAGCGUGGCAGGCUUUCGAAAAAUCUUCUAUAACGCAGCACCUGAACAGCUUUUUACAUACCGAGAUCUUAAAGAAGAAUUUGCUAGCAGUCCCUCAUGUAAAAUUUAUUUCUGAUUUUUCUUCUGAUCUACCAUUUUUCAUGAUAGUGAUAAUGUUAAGAGUUGAUUGCAUGCUAAGACAUCGUCUUGAACGAUCACGAAGUGUAGGAGAUUGUGAAACGGACAUGCAUAAGGCUUUGGAACGUAGAAGAGCGACUCCUUCAGAGUUUUUAUGCUGGUUGACUCGCUCCUUCCAAGUACCGAAGACUUUCUGUUAG
Molecule: messenger RNA, 480 nt
Organism: Thelazia callipaeda (thelaziosis nematode)
Lineage: Eukaryota; Metazoa; Nematoda; Chromadorea; Rhabditida; Thelaziidae
Source: the annotation of a GenBank genome assembly